GAGCACAGACACUACUAAAAUAGAAUCACCAUGGCUAACCAAGCCAAUAUCCGGUCUAAAAGGAUUAAAUACAACACAGAAGAUGAUUAUAUGCUACCGGGACUACCACUGCCAUCACCGGAUUUAUGUCUAUUAAACUCACGACCACUUAGCUGCCUAUAUGGAGAAGCACAGGAACACAGCCAUCGCAGAUGCAUUAGACAGACUAUAUUGCAGACUACAGAUACAGGGCAAGAUGAUGGAGAAUCUGACAGUCAUGCUCAUCAACCUAUAGAUGAACCAGUUACACUGUUAUCCAGAGAUGAGGUCCUAAAGGAACUAAAACUUUACGAAAACACGAUAUCGUAUAUAGGUCUCAGAAUAGCAUCUAAACGCAACGCCAUGGCAACCCUAGCAACGGAUAUGGGUGAUAUUGAAAAGGGAUUCAACCUAUUGCAGCGUGCAGGACGGUUAGGAACACCAUUCCUACCCAUGAACGCACUUAUUAAAGCUAUACAGGCAUGUCAAGCAAGUGACGACAUUGGCAAUAUAUCUGUAACUAACGAUUCUACUCAUAAAAGUAAUCCUGAUGAUCCUAAAACAGGCAAAUCAGCGAUGCCUAUAGACAUGUCACAGUUCCUGGAUAAUCCUGAAGAUGCCAGGAAACUCAUAGAGUCCGUUGUUAAACAAGCAAUGGAUAAUAUUACAAAAGGUAACAAAACGGAAUUCACCUUGAAAGAUCUAUCGCAACUUCCAGUAGUGGAUAACAUGAUGAUGUCACUGUUAGCGCCGCUGAAUAUAGAAAUCCCGGAAAGCAAACUCGUAGCAGACUUAAUAGGCCCUGCUGUACAACCCGAUGUAAAACCAGAGCCAUUAGAAGAAAACAGCGCUACAUGUGACUCCGGUGAUACUGAACAAAGCAAACAGGAGUAUAAACCCAGACCGUUCACUGAACGAUUACUGCAAUUUGUAACCAAACCCAUGUCUAUAAAAAGCUUGGUCAAAUUCAAUGCAUCCGCUAAAAACAGUGAUCGAGGGUCUAAAGCAUCGAAGGUUGAAGUGUCUAAUGAACAGACAGGUGAUGUGGAUGACCAUGACACCGAGUCUGCAUUGGAUGACACUAUCGCGCAACCACCCGAGGAUACACCAGAAGCAGACCUAACAGUAGACCAAAUGCUAGAGAAUUUAGAAAAUGGUAAAUUAUGUAACGGUGCAGAUGCUAAGAACCCAAGGGAUCUAGUCAUAUCGAUAUUGGUCGCCGGACUAUACGAAUUCCUAUCGGUUGAUUUCUUCAACCACUUUCUGCAGGAUAAAAGGCUUGCAGAAUGUUUCGAACAUACCAAUUAAUGUAAUUAAUAAUAUUAGAAUAAUGUCGUG
Molecule: messenger RNA, 1356 nt
Organism: Babesia bovis T2Bo
Lineage: Eukaryota; Apicomplexa; Aconoidasida; Piroplasmida; Babesiidae
Exons: 1
Coding region: 31-1326 (431 amino acids)
Source: RefSeq, a predicted model, not a curated record